UGCAGCGAAUGAGAGGUAGAACUGCAACUGCAUUCGUCAAGAUGAACGCUCAAGUGUUGGCACUAGUGUCUGUUGAGGCUCUUCUCGUGGCACUUGCCGCGGGUGCCUCCAUCGGGGGUUUCAUGGGUCUGGAUAAGGAUUCGCUGUCAACCGCGGGAGAAAUAGUUUUUCCAAAAAUACCUGGCAUCAACAAACCUCUUCUAUCCAACUUGUCUGACAUCAUUGAACAAUUAUCCGGCUUGAAAUCGGCCAAAAAUUCAACCGGAAACGACUCCACAGAUGGCCAAACGAACUCAACAUCUAAACAAGGCCUUCCGAAACUCCCGAGCCUGUCCGAUCUCAUCCCGAAAAUCCCUGCAAUAAAGGACCCUUCCAGCGUCUUGCUUCCAAACAUUCCACGUCUGCCCAACAUCUCGGACGUUGCAAAUUCACCAGAACUGGCCGCUGCCCUCGAGAAGGCCCGAAACGCGACCGCGGCUGCUAUAGGUCACGGUUCUGAUCUAAUCUCCGGUAUACACAAAGCAAUGGACCAGGCUAUUCGAAGCUUGAAUCCCACGCAAGCGAUGCGCAGUUUGGUCGAUACUAUUCUAAAAACUUAUCAAGCUGUGGCAAAGUCCUGCCCAACGAUAGCUAUCGGUAUCAAAGUUCUUACCGAGGGUAUACGACUGUCGUUCGAGGUAGGAAAAUCUAUCAAAAAUAUAAUUUUGACAUAAAACUGUUAAAAUGUAAUCGAUACGAUGGUAUAACCAGUGGAAUUUAUCAGGAAACCGUAACAUAAAGUAUGUGUAUACAAUAAAUAAAUAUUACUGCA
Cephus cinctus (wheat stem sawfly) is the source of this 811-nucleotide messenger RNA. RefSeq lists its product as uncharacterized. The record is from RefSeq and is a predicted model, not a curated record. The transcript has 3 exons. The coding region runs from base 9 to 713 and encodes 234 amino acids. NCBI's taxonomy places the organism in Eukaryota, Metazoa, Arthropoda, Insecta, Hymenoptera, Cephidae.